This is a messenger RNA of Bufo bufo (common toad), 2700 nucleotides long. Its product is annotated as eosinophil peroxidase-like. Gene Ontology annotation, molecular function: peroxidase activity; heme binding. Gene Ontology annotation, biological process: response to oxidative stress. NCBI's taxonomy places the organism in Eukaryota, Metazoa, Chordata, Amphibia, Anura, Bufonidae. The coding region runs from base 1 to 2700 and encodes 899 amino acids. The record is from RefSeq and is a predicted model, not a curated record. The transcript is spliced from 12 exons.
AUGGUCAAUUAUAUGAACAUGCAGUUCACACACAAAUUUGGCGGUGACCGUCUGGAAUUUCUGGACGUUGAGAUUUCCGUGAGGGAGGGUGAGCUGGUGACGGAGGGUUAUCGCAAACCAACGGCCACCAACUUGCUUUUACACUAUUCUAGUUAUCACGCCCCUAGCGUUAAGAAGGCGGUGCCCUAUGGCCAGUUUGUCCGACUUAAACAGAUUAAUAGGCUCGAGGUCGAUUAUAAUCAACAAGCCCUGGAAUUAAAAAACAGGUUACUGGCCAGGGGGUACCCUCUGAAACUAUUAAACCAGGCCAUGAAAAAGGCUGCAUAUUCAAAACCCCGUAUUUCUUCCACUGAUAGUGAAAAUGCCCAAACAGAAGGGGGAGUGGCUGUUGAAGGCUCUCAUCCCUUUGUCUUCUCUUUCAAGUAUGGACCCAUGGCCUCCCAAAUCAGGAAGGUCAUUAAGGAUAACUGGUCCAUCCUUGAAAGAGACGAGUCCCUAAAGGAUAUAAAAAAUGUGGCACCCAUCAUAGCCUUCAGGAGAUGUCAUACUCUGAAGGAUAAGUUGGUCCGUAGCAGAUUUCAAGAGAAAAAACCUAUGACCUGGCUGGAGAAUUGGGGACCAAAAGGAAACCAUGGGGAAAAGAUCCAACUCGAUGACAGUGUUAUUCGAGAAUCUGUUGAAGAAGCGAAGAAGAGGGUGGAUUCGGCAUAUGUCCAGACUAGGAAAGAUUUAAAGGAACGAUCCAAAAGGGAAGCUCCAAGACUUUCAGAUAUUAUGGCAUUCUUCAAACAAGCAGUAGGAGCAGCUAGAAAUAUCAUCAGAUCAGCAGAUUACUUGGAAGUCACUCGUGGGCUCAUAAAUGAAAAGCUGAAAAUCAUCUACCCCAAUUCUUUAAAUGUUUCAGCUGCUCUAACAGAGGAACAAAAUCAAAUUAUUUCUCAACUAACUGGAUGCGCCUAUCAGUUCUUACCAAAAGUGUGUGACCCUUCACCGUACCGCAGCAUCACUGGAGAGUGUAAUAAUAGAAAACAUGCUAUUCUCGGUGCAUCCAGCACUGCGUACAAACGCCUUCUCAAGCCAGAAUACGAGGAUGGUAUAUCACUGCCACUAGGCUGGACUCAAAGCCGUCCCAUCAAUGGGUUUACUCUACCAUUGGCACGUGAAGUAUCAAAUGAAAUUGUUAAAUUAUCUACGGAAUCAUUGAAACUGGAUGACGGCCGAUCUCUUAUGUUCAUGCAAUGGGGUCAGUGGUUGGAUCAUGACCUUGACCUCUCUGUUGCUACACCAACAACUUCAUCGUUUUUGCAAAAUGUGAAUUGUGCUAAGAGCUGCGUCAACACAUACCCUUGUUUCCCUUUAAUGAUUCCACCAACCGACCCUCGAUAUGUCAAUGGCAGUGAAUGUAUAUCUAUGAUUCGUACUGCAUCAGUGUGCAGUCUGACAAGUCCCGUGCGUGAGCAGAUCAAUGGCCUGACUUCAUUCAUUGAUGGAAGCCAGGUGUAUGGAAGUGACCAGAAUAUCGCCACCUUGCUUCGAAACAAGACAAACCAACUGGGUCUUUUGGCUGUUAAUCAGAACUUCACCGACAAUGGAUUUCCUUACCUGCCUUUUAGUGGGAAUGGACCUGACCUAUGUUCUAGGACCAACCCAACAUUGGGAGUACCGUGUUUUGUGGCAGGGGAUAGCCGUUCUAACGAGCAACCCAUGCUGACGACAUUCCACACACUUUUCUUGAGAGAGCACAACCGCAUUGCUACACAGUUGCGUAAGUUAAACCCACGCUGGUCAGGAGAGACGCUAUACCAAGAAACCCGCAAGAUAAUAGGAGCAAUGCUGCAGAAAAUAACAUACAAAGAUUGGCUGCCUCUACUAUUGGGCAAUGAGAUGUCAAAAGUUCUACCUCCUUAUACAUCCUAUGACGAGGAUGAGGACCCAAGAGUAUCAAAUGUCUUCACUAUUGCCUUCAGAAUGGGUCACACGAUGGUACAGCCAUUCAUUUACAGAUUGGCAAAUAAUUUCUCUCCAUACAGCCCCGAGCCAGUUGUCCCACUUCAUGAAACAUUUUUCGCUUCGUGGAUAAUAGUGAGAAAUGGUGGAAUUGAUCCUUUACUCAGGGGUACGAUGGUCAAUAAAGCGAAACUGAACCGCCAGGAUCAGAUAAUGGUUGAUGAAUUGAGGGAACGUCUUUUUCCAGUGGUUAAUCGCAUUGGCCGUGAUCUAGCAUCUUUUAACAUACAACGGGGUAGAGACCAUGGCUUACCAGGAUACAAUGCUUGGAGAAGAUACUGUGGUCUUUCUGCACCACGCAAUGUCGAUGAAUUAGCCGCUGUGCUGAAUAAUCAGGAAGUUGCCGAAAAGCUCAUUGAUUUGUAUGGAACUCCGGAAAAUAUUGACAUCUGGGUUGGUGGAGUCUCUGAGCCCUUAGUUCCCAAUGGAAGAACUGGGCAGUUGCUAUCUUGUUUGAUUGGAAACCAGUUUCGUAGGGCUAGAAAUGGAGAUAGUUUUUUUUAUGAAAAUCUUUCGGUAUUCAGCCUGAAACAAAGAAAAUCAAUAGAAGAAGUGACACUGGCACAUAUCAUAUGUGCUAAUACCAAAAUUAAACAAGUUCCUAGAAAUGUCUUUUUGGCCAAUGAGUUCCCAGCAGAUUUCAUUGACUGUUCCAAAUUCGCAGCAAUGGACCUGAGUCCUUGGAAAGCUUAG